AUGUAUCCUGGUGACGGUGCCAGUGCCCCACAAGAGCGAUGGAUUGGGGCGUGUCCACCUCGGCAAAAGGCUGCUAUAGACGUAAUUGGGGUUGCUAUGUUCAAUAUUUCCAAAUCCUCAUUGUUAGCAGGUAGCAGUUUGUAUUUGUUUUCAACCAAUGACGUUACUUUAGUAGCUUCCUUUGGUGGAUUCGCCAAUGUAACUGCUAACCAGCAAGUAUAUGAAGGUGAGGUGAUUGGUACAGUGUUAAAGUCUAGUUGUACACCGAAUAUUAUCCAUCUAACAAUGACAAGAAUAGGCGAAAACACGUAUCUAAAUCCCCAACCUUUUUUGGAAAGAAGAGAUGUCAAUAGCACAUGGAAAGAAGAAAAUAAUGCUUAUUUUUAUUACUUCCUGAUAGGUUUUGUCACCACAAUUGUCACAUUACUGUCAUCCUUUGCCAUCCAGAGAGCUGCAUAUAUAGACAAAGAUGAUGAGAUUGCUGUAUCUUGUGAUGGGUAUUUGGACGAAGAAAGCGGUCAAUAUGCAUUUCAACUAUACGAUGGACAAUAUUGUGGGGCAGAUGGAUGUACUGAUGGUGAUAAUGAUUAUAUAGAAUUAGUGAGAUGGAUGUCACGUAAUGGUUUCAAAGGAGCUUUAUUGAAACCAGCAAAUUUUAAAGAAACUGGUCGUGGUCUGAUGGCAACAAAACCAUUUCAGCACACUGGAGUUCUUUCCAAGCUUUCCUUGAUUUACAAAAUGCCUAUCUACUUUCAGAUCGGUGAUCAAGUAAUAUCAAUUCCAGAGAUGUUGUUAAUUACGACUCAGAAUGUUCUCAGUAGUUACCUUGGCGAUUUUAUAAAGCAACAAACCAGACCAAAGUUAUCACCAAUGCAAGUUAUCUGUACAUACCUCAUAUGUGAACGAUCUAGACAAAAAGAUUCCUUUUGGUACAACUACAUUAAAGUUCUCCCAAAGAGCUAUUCCAAUCCUGUGUACUUCACGAAUGAAGAAAUCAAUUGGUUACCAAGGCGCAUCAAACGAAAAGUUUUUGAUGAGUGUGAAAAGAUAAACACUGCUUACAGGGAACUCAAAAAUUUGUUCUCAAUUUUAGAAUCAACUUUUGUGAGUUUUAAGGGAAUAUUUGAGUAUUCUGCAUUCAGGUGGGCGUGGUGUACCGUCAACACAAGAUCUGUGUACAUGUUACAGGAACAGAAUCCACAUCUAUCAAUCGAACGUGAUCACUAUGCUCUUGCUCCUUUCUUGGAUUUAUUAAAUCAUACAAACACAGUGGAGGUUAAGGCCUCGUAUAAUCCUGUAUCAAAAUGUUAUGAAAUUUUCACAUGUACAGCUUGCAAGAAAUAUGAUCAGAUGUUUAUUUAUUAUGGUCCUCAUGACAACGUUAAAUUAUUUAUUGAAUAUGGUUUUGUUCUUCCCCAAAAUCAACACAAUGUUGUUGAACUUGAUUUCGAGGAUAUCUAUUGUAAGACAUGUGAAGAGAGAAAACUGCUUCGAAACAAACUUGAUUUCUUCCAAUCUCAUAACUUGACUACUAAACUGACAUGUAGCUUGGAUGGGUUGUCAUGGAAACUGGUGACUGUAUUGAAGAUUCUCUCAAUGUUGAACACUGACAUGUAA
Messenger RNA from Saccoglossus kowalevskii, 1617 nucleotides. RefSeq names its product SET domain-containing protein 4-like. Gene Ontology annotation, molecular function: protein-lysine N-methyltransferase activity; protein binding. The record is from RefSeq and is a predicted model, not a curated record. Lineage: Eukaryota; Metazoa; Hemichordata; Enteropneusta; Harrimaniidae. Gene Ontology annotation, biological process: peptidyl-lysine monomethylation; peptidyl-lysine trimethylation.